Puccinia graminis f. sp. tritici CRL 75-36-700-3 is the source of this 189-nucleotide messenger RNA. RefSeq lists its product as uncharacterized. The coding region runs from base 1 to 189 and encodes 62 amino acids. The record is from RefSeq and is a predicted model, not a curated record. The transcript is spliced from 2 exons. NCBI's taxonomy places the organism in Eukaryota, Fungi, Basidiomycota, Pucciniomycetes, Pucciniales, Pucciniaceae.
AUGCUCCGAGUGGGCAUUCGUGCAUUGGGAACACCACCCGUGUUUGAGCUUUGGAUACCGGGUGCCAAAUCUGGAGGAGCUCGGAUCGAAUACCGGAAGGUCUGUAUGCCGGAUUCAAUGGGACCCGGUUCUCUUAGCGUGAAACGCUCUCUCGAACUUAGGGGCGACUCCGCACCUCGAAUGGGUUGA